This is a messenger RNA of Globicephala melas (long-finned pilot whale), 2143 nucleotides long. RefSeq names its product activin A receptor like type 1 (gene ACVRL1). Gene Ontology annotation, cellular component: BMP receptor complex; plasma membrane. Gene Ontology annotation, biological process: cellular response to growth factor stimulus; angiogenesis; heart development. The record is from RefSeq and is a predicted model, not a curated record. Gene Ontology annotation, molecular function: transmembrane receptor protein serine/threonine kinase activity; ATP binding. NCBI's taxonomy places the organism in Eukaryota, Metazoa, Chordata, Mammalia, Artiodactyla, Delphinidae.
UCUGCAGCCGCGCAGGGGAGGGUCCGGCCCUGAGCCCUGGCGAGGGUCGAGCGGGCGGCCGUCGGCUAGCUGGGCAAUAGGAAACGGUUUAUUAGGAGGGAGUGGUGGAGCCGGGCCAGGCAGGAAGACGCUGGAAUAAGAAACAUUUUUGCUCCGGCCCCUUUCCCAGUCCCGGGAGGCCGCCGCGCCAGCCGCGCCGAGCCAGCCCCUCCCCGGCCCCAGCCCUGCCCGGGGCCGCGCCCGGACCCCAGACCCUGGCCCUCUGUCCAGCGCCCGUCGUGCGACCGCGGCCGCCGCCGGGGAGGGGAGGAGGCCGCCUGCUGCACGCUCGCGCCGCGCUGCCCGCAGGGCAGGCCCAGAGGGACCAUGACCUUGGACCCUCCCAGGAGAACCCUUCUGAUGCUACUGACGGCCUUGGGCCUGACCCAGGGCGACCCCGUGAAGCCCUCUCGGGGCCCGCUGGUGACCUGCACGUGUGAGAACCCACACUGCAAAGGGCCUACCUGCCAGGGGGCCUGGUGCACAGUAGUGCUGGUGCGGGAGGAGGGCACACACCUCCAGGAACAUCGGGGCUGCGGGAACCUGAACCAGGAGCUCUGCAAGGGGCGGCCCACCGAGUUCUUCAACCACUACUGCUGCUACAGCCCCUUCUGCAACCACAACGUGUCCCUGGUGCUGGAGGCCACCCAGACUCCGCCAGAGCCGCCGCAAGAAGAUGGCCAGCUGCCUCUCAUCCUGGGCCCUGUGCUGGCCUUGCUGGUCCUAGUGGCUCUGGGUGCCCUGGGCCUGUGGCAUGUCCGGCGGAGGCAGGAGAAGCAGCGGAGCCUGAACAGCGAGCUGGGCGAGUCCAGCCUCAUCCUGAAGGCAUCCGAGCAGGGGGACAGCAUGCUGGGGGACCUCCUGGACAGUGACUGCACCACCGGCAGUGGCUCAGGGCUCCCCUUCCUGGUGCAGAGGACAGUGGCGCGGCAGGUGGCUCUGGUGGAGUGUGUGGGAAAGGGCCGCUAUGGCGAGGUAUGGCGGGGCCUGUGGCACGGUGAGAGUGUGGCCGUCAAGAUCUUCUCCUCGAGGGAUGAACAGUCCUGGUUUCGGGAGACUGAGAUCUACAACACGGUGCUGCUCAGACACGACAACAUCCUAGGCUUUAUCGCCUCGGACAUGACUUCCCGCAACUCAAGCACGCAGCUGUGGCUUAUCACGCACUACCACGAGCAUGGCUCGCUCUACGACUUUCUGCAGAGGCAGACGCUGGAGCCCCAGCUGGCCCUGAGGCUAGCCGUGUCCGCGGCCUGCGGCCUGGCGCACCUGCACGUGGAGAUCUUCGGCACGCAGGGCAAGCCGGCCAUCGCCCACCGCGACCUCAAGAGCCGCAACGUGCUGGUCAAGAGCAACCUGCAGUGCUGCAUCGCGGACCUGGGCCUGGCUGUAAUGCACUCCCAGGGUAGCGACUACCUGGACAUCGGCAACAACCCGCGCGUGGGCACCAAGAGGUACAUGGCCCCCGAGGUGCUGGAAGAGCAGAUCCGAACCGACUGCUUCGAGUCCUACAAGUGGACGGACAUCUGGGCCUUUGGCCUGGUGCUGUGGGAAAUCGCCCGCCGGACCAUUGUCAAUGGCAUCGUGGAGGACUACAGGCCACCCUUCUAUGAUGUGGUGCCCAAUGACCCCAGCUUUGAGGACAUGAAGAAGGUGGUGUGUGUUGACCAACAGACCCCCACUAUUCCCAACCGGCUGGCUGCAGACCCGGUCCUCUCAGGCCUGGCUCAGAUGAUGCGGGAGUGCUGGUACCCAAACCCCUCUGCCCGCCUCACUGCGCUGCGGAUCAAGAAGACACUACAGAAGCUCAGCAACGGUCUCCAGAGGCCCAAAGGGAUUCACUAGCCACAGGCCUGAAGCCUGACUCCCCUCUGCCUGCAGUGUGUGUGGUGGGCAGUGGAUGGUGGCCUGUCUGGGUAGAGGUUCUGUGAGUGUGUGUGCUGAGGAGGGGAAUGCCCCUCUGUGGGCAGCUGUGCCUGCCCAACUCGGCCCCCAGCCCAUCCAGCCAAAAAUACAGCUGGGCUGAAACCCGAUCCCCGCACCCGCCGCGCGCCGUCUCGCCUGCUCAAAGCAGCAGGCUCCCUGACGUCGGGUUCCCCCCCACCCC